AGACACAAGUUACAUUGUAAGUUGGGCAAACCCUUUUUUUGUACUUUCUUCACACCCAGAGGGGGAGAAAAAAAACCAUCGAUCAGGCGAGAGAGAGGGAAAACAUGGGGAUUUCCCACAUCCUUUAAGGCAGCAUUCGGCGCUGCGUGUGUAGUUUGAGGACCUCCGCGCCUCGGGCGCUCAGUUUCGUCGUUAUCGUGGCUCUUUUUUUCUUCUCUACUCUCAACCGUGAAACAGCCGCGACUCGGCGGCGUUCCGACUCGACGACACGGGGACAGGAGGUGACGACGAGCAGCGGCCGCCGCCUCUCGGUGCCCAGAAAGGCAGGCGUUCUGGAGGCAGAGGCGAAUCCCGGAACUGGAGACGGGCAGCGGGAGGCGUGAAGCUAACGGUAGCUAGCUUUUUGUUGACACAGUGCCUGCUGUCAACGCAGAGCCCCACCGCCGCUGGAGUCGCUCCACGUCGCCGGCCGGCCACUUGACGACGCGAGCUCGUCGCCUUCUUUCUUCCCAGCAGCCCGCUGGAGCGAGCGAGCGACCUUCGGCACAAGUCCCCGUCGCAUCGUUUCGACCACUUGUGGCUCCAGGAGAAUGGCACUGAGAGGCGGCUUCACGGGUCCCCCGAUGAACCCGAGCGCGAACCCCAUGAACGUUGGGCACUCGGCGGGCACUCGGAUGUCAGGGAUGCCCCAGGCUCCAGCGGGAUACCCCCGGAGCAUGGGCACCGCUCACCAGUACCUCCAGCGCCCAGGGAUGCCACCAAAUCGGAUCGGGGGCCCCAUGGGGUCGAUGGGGAGUCAGCUGCCUGGUCCCUCUUAUGGGAACAUGCCCAUGCGGCCAGGCAUGGGGCCUCCAAGCAUGGAUGCUUCAAGGAAGCGGUUCCUUCAUCAUCAGCAUCAACAGCAGCAGCAGCAGGAGGCGCUGGGCGGAGGCCUCAGGCGAGGGGCAAAAAGACGCAAGAUGGCAGACAAGGUUCUCCCACAGAGGAUUAGAGACCUGGUCCCUGAAUCCCAGGCCUACAUGGACCUCUUGGCCUUUGAGAGGAAACUGGAUCAAACCAUUGCCCGAAAGCGUAUGGAGAUUCAGGAAGCAAUCAAGAAGCCCAUUAUGCAAAAACGCAAACUCAGGAUCUACAUUUCCAACACAUACACACCCUGCAAGCCUGAGGGCGAGGAGGCCGAGAAGGUGUCCUCCUGGGAGCUCCGAGUGGAGGGCAAGCUUCUGGAGGAGCCUGGCAAGCAGAAGAGGAAGUUCUCAUCUUUCUUCAAGAGCCUGGUGAUUGAGCUUGAUAAAGAGCUCUAUGGACCGGACAACCACUUAGUAGAGUGGCAUAGAAUGGCCACCACUCAGGAGACGGAUGGUUUCCAGGUUAAAAGACCCGGCGAUGUGAAUGUUAAAUGCACCCUGCUGCUCAUGCUCGAUCAUCAGCCCCCUCAGUACAAACUGGAUCCACGGCUGGCUCGCCUGCUGGGUGUGCACACGCAGACACGGGCCAGCAUCAUGCAAGCUCUCUGGCUCUAUAUCAAGAACAACAAGCUGCAGGAUGGUCACGAGAAGGAGUACAUUAACUGCAACCGCUAUUUCAGACAAAUCUUCGGCUGCCCUCGCAUGAGGUUCUCUGAGAUUCCCAUGAAACUGGCGGGCCUGCUGCAGCAUCCUGACCCCAUCAUCAUCAAUCAUGUCAUUAGUGUGGACCCCACAGAUCAGAAGAAGACCGCUUGCUAUGACAUUGAUGUGGAGGUGGACGACCCACUGAAGGGCCAAAUGAACAGUUUCUUGUCCUCUACAACCAACCAGCAGGAAAUUGCUGCUCUGGAGAUGAAGAUCCAUGAGACGAUUGAGUACAUCAACCAGCUGAAGACCGAGAGAGACUUUAUGCUGAGCUUCAGCAAUAAUCCACAAGACUUCAUCCAGGACUGGCUUAAGUCUCAGAGCAGAGAUCUGAAGUUGAUGACAGAUGUGACAGGAAACCCAGAGGAGGAGAGGAAGACCGAGUUCUACCAGGCUCCCUGGGUACCGGAGGCAGUGGGCAGAUACGUUUACUCCAAGGUUCAACAGAGGAGACAAGAGUUGGAGCAGGUGCUGGGUAUCCGACUCACCUAAAGACAUAUUCCGGAGGGGUCCCAGCCAACUUGGGUUUAUACUUCAAAUGUUAAUGUUUUCCUCCAUUAAAAUUGGAAAUAGCUCAGAAAGACAUAUGUUAAUGUUGUAGUUUAAGUUGUUCUCAAAUCCCGCCUCACUGACAUGAUGUGAGCCACCAACUUCUCAGUGGGAAUACUUUGACGUUCCCAUAGAUAAUGGUUUUGAAAUCGAGAGAGUUAAGGGGACUAAAAAAGUUAUUACAUGUGCUUAAUAACAAGUUUUGCCUUGCAUUGUCUGUCCGUUUGAGCCUUUCAAAUGGUCUUUACCUUGUUUUGCCGUAUGUUUUGUUUAUGGUACACUAUGCUUAAAACGUUGUAAGCAUUGCUGCUGUUUAGAUGGUUUUCACCAUUGUUUUGAAAGGGGUUCUAUUUACUUUCACAUUUUAAAGCCAUAACCUUUAGAUAGGAACAAGAUUUAUAACAAAAUUUCUGGUAACAUCCCAUUAAACAUGAAUGGGGAGGGAUGGUAGAAUUCAGCAUUUCAAUUACUAUAUAUAUAUAUAUAUAUAUAUAUAUAUAUAUAUAUAUAUAUAUUUCAAAAGUAUAUUUAGAUUUUGAAGAUAUUUUACGACUUGGACAAGAAGCUCUUGAUGCCUUUAGUAAUUUUACAGGUUUUGGUGCUGUUUUACAUUGAUGGAUAUGUAAUUUGAGAUGAAACAUUUUCUUUGCCAUGUAAGACACAGGGAUUUCCAGGAAAGCUUGACUCUGGGAAAAAGAAUUCGCUCUUUAUUUGUACAAAGACAUGAAUCCACUCUGCUGUGCUGUAAUCCCGCAGUUGUUUGUACUUUUUGAAUGUUUACAUGCUGUUUUUCAUUUGUCAUUGGGGUUUUUGCAUUGUUUUAAUGCCAGGGAGAUAGGAACUGGUGUUAAUUAUACACAAGUGUCGUUGUAGCGCGUCAACUAAACAAUGCAACUAAUUGUUGUGUACAGUUAAUAUUUUUACGACAUAACUUUUCAUUGAAAUGCUAUUUUCUCAAGGUUUUGUAUGAAAAUAUUUCCAGAAUUUUUCUUGAAACAUUCCAUGUUAACAGAUAUCGCUGUGACAAUAUUUUGUUUUUUGUGAAGGGGGCACUUUUGAGAAAUGUGUGUACAAAUACUUUUUGUACAGCCUCUUUAUAAACUUUUUGCAUGUCGUGUACCAAUCCAAGGCCUUUAACUUUUAUACAUUUGGAGUAUUUUUUACAAUAAAUAUACUUAAUGAUUGUCUUAA
This is a messenger RNA of Scophthalmus maximus (turbot), 3350 nucleotides long. RefSeq names its product SWI/SNF related, matrix associated, actin dependent regulator of chromatin, subfamily d, member 2 (gene smarcd2). Bases 591 to 2102 code for a protein of 503 amino acids. The record is from RefSeq and is a predicted model, not a curated record. Lineage: Eukaryota; Metazoa; Chordata; Actinopteri; Pleuronectiformes; Scophthalmidae. The transcript is spliced from 13 exons. Gene Ontology annotation, biological process: regulation of transcription by RNA polymerase II. Gene Ontology annotation, cellular component: SWI/SNF complex; nucleus.